AUGGAAUGCCGACGAAAGGCCAGGCUUCUCCCGAUUUCGGGAGUUUCACAAGAUGAUAUUGGGGACAAAAUACGUGUUUAUGGGUACUUGACCCUUCCAGAAGAUGCGACGUCAGCGAUAGCGCUUGUCCAUUCUCCUCGAGCAAAACUAUCUAGUCCACAAGGCAUGCCCAAACCUGGCGAUAGUAAACCCAAGCCUGUAAGGCAAAAGGGCUCUGGGCUCCUCGUCGAUCUUUCACUUUGCCUGUCAGGUGGAAACGACUUGCUCCGCGAGUCUGGAUUCUUGGUGAUGGCAGUCGGCAACUUGGAGAGUAUGGACGACCAUUCUCUCCAUGAGUUUAUCCGGACCAGUGAACGGGCACUCAGGAUCUCCAUAGAUGACAAGCUCAUUUUACGUCUCAUACUCUUAAGAGAGGCGCGCAAUAACACCCUCAAGGAUUUAGAAGAUGCAAUAGUCAUACGUAAUGAUUUUGAGAAGGAUCAAGGAAACUCGCGCUAG
Molecule: messenger RNA, 498 nt
Organism: Acaulospora colombiana
Lineage: Eukaryota; Fungi; Glomeromycota; Glomeromycetes; Diversisporales; Acaulosporaceae
Source: the annotation of a GenBank genome assembly